GCCUCUGCAUAUAUAUGCAUCGGACACCUGUCCCUUCAGAUGACUGCCACAGCAGCGCGUCCUGGCUGCCGGACGCUCCGUCUGCCUCCUCUGACCCGCGGCCGAGGUCCUGGGCGCCUGCUGGGCUUUGGAGCCGUGCGUCCGACCCCGCUUCUGACCAACUGAGACACAGUGAGGGACUCGGGAAGCGAUGGCCUCUGAACCGGAGCCUGGGACUAGCGACAGUGAGCAGGACGGCUUCAUUUACAUCCCCUCCAGAGGGUCUCACUUCGGGGCAGUGGACGGAUUCGAGCGGUCGACCCCCAUGAACGAAAGCGCGGACGAGGGGCUGAGCGAAUUGGGCGCCUGUCCUGAGACUGCCUCGAACACCUAUAUCAACGGCAAACCCAGUGCAAAAUACCAGAGCUGCGUGGUGCAGACGGACCUGAUGAGGGACCAGAAGCAGGAGCCGCGCUGGCAGGAGACGGGCCGCUGGCUCGGCUACGGGGGCGGCGCCGACCCGCGGGCCCCACAGGUCUCCUGCCUCACCUUCAGGAGCCUGGUCCAGCUCAGACGCGCCAUGACCACAGGUGUGAUGAUUUUUGACUGUGAGGAGAAGACGCUGGCGACCAUUGCCGAGAGAAUGGUCAAAGAGAUGGUCAGCAGGAAGGAAAUCAGGACGGGAGAUCAGGACGGCGUGCUGAAGUCUCUGCUGCAGAACCGCAGCGAAUCGGACGACCCGGAGAGGCAGCGCCUGUCCGACGGGAUCGACCUCCAGACGUUCUCAGUCAAGGAGAAGAAAGAAGACUCGGACCACGUGGAGGCCUCCAUGGUGCUCGUGGGUGAGUUCGCGUGUUUCUGUGCGGAUCGGUGCUUUGCUGUCGGCGUCUCCACGGCGACCUGUGCUUGUAUUAUUAAAACAGGGGCCCUGGACUUCCUGGAGCGGCCCACCGUCGUGUUCGUGCGCCUCAAAGAAGCCGCGGUGCUGGACCCGGCCCUGGAGGCGCCGCUGCCCGUCCGCUUCGUCUUCGUCCUGGUCGGGCCCAGCAUGACUGACAUGUGCUACCACGAGACGGGCCGCGCCAUGGCGGCGCUCAUGGCCGAUAAAGUGUUCGUUCAGGCGGCUCUGCAGGCCCGGAGCCCCCGGGACCUGGUGGAGUCCGUGGCCGACUUCAUGGACUGCAGCAUCGUCAUCCCGCCGGCCGAGAUCCAGAGCGAAGCGGCGCUGGGCUCCGUCAUCAGCUUCCAGAAGAAGCUGCUGCAGGAGCGGCUCCAGGCGUCCAAGCUCCGCCUGGACCGACCUCGCAGGGUUUCCAUCGCCUCCGGGCCGCCGCCUGAAGACCCCCUGGUCCGAACCGGUCGCCCGUUCGGCGGGAUGAUCCGGGACGUAAAGCGGCGCUACAAGCACUACAGGAGCGACAUCACCGACGGGUUCAACGCUCAGGUCAUCGCUGCCGUCAUCUUCAUCUACUUCGCCGCCCUGUCGCCCGCCAUCACCUUCGGGGGGCUGCUGGCCGACAAGGUGGACAACAUGAUGGGCGUCCCGGAGCUGCUCAUCUCCACCUGCGUCCUGGGCGUCGUCUUCUGCGCCGUCGCCGCUCAGCCCGUCCUGGUCAUCGGCUUCUCCGGGCCCCUGCUGGUGUUUGAGGAGGCCUUCUUCGCCUUCUGCAAGUCCCAGGACCUUGAGUACAUCGUUGCCAGGGUGUGGGUGGGUCUGUGGCUCGUGGUCAUUGUGGUGAUCAUCGUGGCCUGUGAGGGCAGCUUCCUGGUGCGCUACAUCUCACGCUUCACCCAGGAAAUCUUCUCCAUCCUCAUCUCCAUCAUUUUCAUCUACGAGACCUUCUCCAAAUUAGUGAAGAUCUUCAAGGAACAUCCCCUCAUUCUGAAUUACGAUUAUUUGAAUGCGACCGUAGAAAAUCCCUGGCACCCGAGGACGGAGGAGACAGUCGUCUACGACAAUGUCACCGGCAACACGACGGUGAUAAUCAGCACAAUUAAGCCUCCCUACCCCAACACGGCCCUGCUCUCCAUGUGCCUCAUGUUCAGCUGUUUCUUCAUUGCGUUCUUCCUGCGCCAGUUCAAGAACGGGACCUUUCUUCCUGGAAAGAUCAGACGUCUGAUCGGCGACUUCGGUGUGCCUAUUGCCAUCUUCCUCAUGAUUGUUGUGGACUAUAACAUAGAGGACACCUACACCCAGAAACUAGUCGUUCCCAAAGGCCUGAUGGUGUCCAACCCGGCCAAAAGAGGCUGGUUCAUCAACCCCUUUGGAGAACACAAGACUCUCCCCGUGUGGGUGAUGUUCGCGUGCUGUAUCCCGUCUGUGCUCGUCUUCAUUCUCAUCUUUCUAGAGUCUCAGAUCACAACGCUGAUUGUGAGCAAGCCUGAGAGGAAGAUGGUGAAGGGCUCUGGGUUUCACUUUGACCUGCUGCUUCUAGUCGGCAUGGGGGGCAUCUGCGCCCUGUUUGGCGUGCCGUGGCUCAGUGCUGCCACGGUGCGCUCCGUCACCCACGCCAACGCCCUCACCGUCAUGAGCAAAGGGCCUAAACCGGUCAUUGAGAAGGUGAUGGAGCAGAGGAUCAGCGGUAUUUUGGUGGCGCUGCUGGUUGGGCUGUCGAUUCUGAUGGAACCGAUCCUGAAGUUGAUUCCCAUGUCCGCAUUGUUUGGGAUCUUCCUCUACAUGGGAGUCACUUCACUAAAUGGCAUCCAGAUGUGGGAUCGUAUCCUGCUUCUGUUCAUCCCUAAGAAAUACCACCCAGAUGAAGCCUACGCUACCAGGGUGAGCACAGGACGAAUGCACUUGUUCACAGUCAUCCAGAUCGUCUGCCUUGCUAUACUCUGGAUCGUGAAGUCCAGUCCGGCGUCCCUUGCACUUCCGUUUGUCAUCAUCCUCACGAUCCCUCUACGCAUGUUUAUGACCGGGCGUCUCUUCACCGUAACCGAAAUGAAAUGUCUGGAUGCUGACGAUGCCAAAGUAACAUUCGAGGAGGAGCCGGGUCAGGACGUAUACUGUGAAUCUCAGAUGCCAUUAUAAACGCCUUUCACGACUAAUGCCAGCAAUUUAAUAUAACAGAAAGGUGUUUAUAUUAUGUGUCACCUGCUGUUGAGCUCAGCAGCGUUGAGUAUUGUUUCUUUCCUAUUUGAAGUCGAAGCAGGAAGUAUUCACACGACCCUGACAUGUUUUAAAAUACGAAUAUUACUGAGAGAGAGACACAUUGCUCGUGGUUUUUAAAGCAUUCUACAGAUGCAUGGUGAUGCCAGCAUUUUAUAAACAGGCCAUCUGAAUGCUGGGUAGAAAGCAUUGUAGUGUCAAAAUCCCUAAGUCACUGAAUGUAAUGCAUCACAUUGCACUUAAGUUACUACUGUAUUUGUUUCCUGUUGAGAAAUCAAUAAUUUAUGAGGCAACAAUGCAAACAAAGUGUAAAUAUUUUAACAAAGUGAUCAAACUGAUAACAACAGACAACAUCACUGUAUGAUUGUACUGAGUGAGGGGUAACAUUUGUACUGUGUGUUGUGUUCUUGACAUCUCUUGAGAUCUCUAAAAUAAUAAAAGCUACCUCCCUAAA
Betta splendens (Siamese fighting fish) is the source of this 3542-nucleotide messenger RNA. It is a transcript of the gene slc4a1b, whose product is annotated as solute carrier family 4 member 1b (Diego blood group). Gene Ontology annotation, cellular component: basolateral plasma membrane; plasma membrane. The record is from RefSeq and is a predicted model, not a curated record. Gene Ontology annotation, molecular function: solute:inorganic anion antiporter activity; monoatomic anion transmembrane transporter activity; bicarbonate transmembrane transporter activity. Gene Ontology annotation, biological process: bicarbonate transport; transmembrane transport; monoatomic anion transport. Lineage: Eukaryota; Metazoa; Chordata; Actinopteri; Anabantiformes; Osphronemidae. Bases 191 to 3010 code for a protein of 939 amino acids. The transcript has 20 exons.